Molecule: messenger RNA, 1596 nt
Organism: Lemur catta (Ring-tailed lemur)
Lineage: Eukaryota; Metazoa; Chordata; Mammalia; Primates; Lemuridae
Gene: FBXO8
Product: F-box protein 8
Exons: 6
Coding region: 189-1148 (319 amino acids)
Biological process (GO): regulation of ARF protein signal transduction
Molecular function (GO): protein binding; guanyl-nucleotide exchange factor activity
Source: RefSeq, a predicted model, not a curated record
CCUGGUCCUUUCACCACCCUCUCCUCCACCGGCGAGAACAAGUGAGCUUUGAACCGGCUUCUCCAUGGCCUGAGCGCCAGUUCCCGGCCGAGCCAUUUUCUUUUUGGCUGAAAGCCCCUACCCGGAGGCAGAUUCGUCGCGGCGGCGGUGGAGAUCGCAGGUCGCUCAGCUUUCUCCCAGGCUUGCAGAUGGGUCAGGGGCUGUGGAGAGUGGCCAGAAACCAGCAGCUACAACAGGAAAGUUAUAGUGAGCAAGGCUACCUCACCAGAGAGCAGAGCAGGAGAAUGGCUGCAAGCAACAUUUCUAACACCAAUCAUCGUAAACAAGUCCAAGGAGGCAUUGACAUAUAUCAUCUUUUGAAGGCAAGAAAAUCUAAAGAACAGGAAGGAUUCAUUAAUUUGGAAAUGUUACCUCCUGAGCUAAGCUUUACCAUCUUGUCCUACCUUAAUGCAACUGACCUCUGCUUGGCUUCAUGUGUUUGGCAGGACCUCGCUAAUGAUGAACUUCUCUGGCAAGGGUUGUGCAAAUCCACUUGGGGUCACUGUUCCAUAUACAAUAAGAACCCACCUUUAGGAUUUUCCUUUAGAAAAUUGUAUAUGCAGCUGGAUGAAGGCAGCCUCACCUUUAAUGCCAACCCAGAUGAGGGAGUGAACUACUUUAUGUCCAAGGGUAUCCUAGAUGAUUCACCGAAGGAAAUAGCAAAGUUUAUCUUCUGCACGAGAACACUAAAUUGGAAAAAACUGAGAAUCUAUCUUGAUGAAAGGAGAGAUGUCUUGGAUGACCUUGUAACACUGCAUAAUUUUAGAAAUCAAUUCUUGCCAAAUGCACUGAGAGAAUUUUUUCGUCAUAUCCAUGCCCCUGAAGAGCGUGGGGAGUAUCUUGAAACUCUUAUCACAAAGUUCUCACAUAGGUUCUGUGCUUGUAACCCUGAUUUAAUGCGAGAACUUGGCCUUAGUCCUGAUGCUGUUUAUGUACUAUGCUACUCUUUGAUUCUACUUUCCAUUGACCUCAGUAGCCCUCAUGUGAAGAAUAAAAUGUCAAAAAGAGAAUUUAUUCGAAAUACCCGUCGCGCUGCUCAAAACAUUAGUGAAGAUUUUGUAGGGCACCUUUAUGACAACAUCUACCUUAUUGGCCAUGUGGCUGCAUAAAAGCACAAUUGCUAGGACUUCAACUUUUGACUUUAGACUAAAGCUACCCAAGGACCUAUUUAUCAAAUAUGGAGGUUACGUCAGUGCUGGUCAUUCUAGCCUGUGUAUACAAUCAAGCUUGAGUGUACAACAUAUUUUUCUUUUGCUAUUUUCUUUUUUAGUAAUUUUCUUGGGGAACUAAAUAAUUUUGCAGAAUUUUUCCUUAUUUUGCCUAUCAUGUUUUGCACAAAACAGAGCCAUUGUCUGACACAGCUGUUAAGGAAGGUUAAACUGAAUUAUACUCUAAAAGAUGGUGUAUUUGUGCAAUUAGAUUUGCCUGAAAAACUUUAUCCAUUUUCAUUCUUUUUAAAAAAUACCAUGUAAUGUGUACAUAUUUAAGUAAAGAGAUUUAUAAUCAUAAUUAUUUUAUUGUAAUGGUUUAAACUAAAGUUUUUCCUUUUCUCUCAAA